UGUAUGCUAAAAAUUGGGUUUUCUAGGAAUGGGCCACUUGGCAGCCGUGGUAUUUGCUGCUGUGGAGGACAGAGACAGCCAAGGCUGAGCUUCACUCAGCUCCAGAGCCCUAAUUACACCCCUGACUUUAUAAAAAUGCUUGGCUGGAGGUGGGCCCAGCAGCCCAACACCAUUAAUUAAUGAAACACAAAUACAGGCAGGGCAGGGGGACAGCAGGAAAAGUGAGUUGUCCUUUACACCCAAAGGGCCCCCAAACCCAAUCAGAUGGAGCUGGGGCUGCAAAGAUGCCAAAUUCCUGGUAAAAAGCAGUGCUGGAGACCCACAGAGAGCCUGGGGAUGCUCCCACGAGUGGGGAAAACCAGGCAAGGACAUUUCUGAGCAGUCUGGUGCUCCUGUUACACAGCAGAGACUGGGCUUUAUUGCCAGAGUUGCAAAAAACUGUCAAUAAAAUUUUAAAAAGCAACAAUAAAUGUAUGAAAGUCCCAGAACACAUCCAACAGCUCAGCUGAUGUGCAAACUUGUGGGAGCUUCCUGCAGUGUAUUGCGAAAACCACCAAACCCAGAGGUGAUAUUUUGAUUUAAUUAAUCCCCCCCCCCCUUCAUGGCUUUUCCUGUAGCGACCUGCUGGGAAAUUAUUUUCUGAAAAGCAUCAGGGCUGGAGGCUGCAGGGCUGGAAAUUGGGAUAAAAAAAGCAAAUGCACACAAGAGGGCCCCUGCAACCUCCGGUGCUUGGGAUCCCAUUUCACAGCGGUUUCAUCUCUGUGGUAGGGCGGGAAAACAAGGGGAUUAAUUGAUGGCUCUGUGCACAGCAUGUCCCAGCUGCCACCUAGUGCUCAUCCCCGACACAGGGACACGGGGACAUGGCGGGCAUCGCAAGGGGGACAUCGGGGUGGGCGUGUCCCCGUGCUCAGCAAUUUGGGGGACAUCGGGAUGGGCUUGUCCUAGUGCACAGUAACACAGGGAACAACGGUGUGGGCUUGAGCUGGUUCUGAAAAACCCGGGGACAUCGGGGUGGGCUUGUGACACUGCAGAAGAACUCGGGGACAUCGGGGUGGGCUUGUGUCACUGCACAAGGACCCGGGGGACAUCGGGGUGGGCUUGUGUCACUGCACAAGAACCCGGGGGACAUCGGGAUGAACUUGUGACACUGCACAAGGACCCGGGGGACAUCGGGGUGGGCUUGUGCCGGUGCACAACAAUUUGGGGGGACACGGGAUGUUCUUGUGGCAGUGCACAGUAGCUCCAGGGGUCUCGGGCUCUGUCCCCAAGCCCCCGGGGGUGACGCAAGCACCGUGAUGUCACAGAGCCCGGGGAGGGGACACUGGGGGAGGUGCCCGGUGAGGCCGUGGAGGGGCGGGCGGAGCGGGACCGACCCUGGCGGAUCCUUCUUCCUCCUCCUCCUCCUUCUCCUCCCUUUCCUCCCUCCUCCUCCUCCUCCUCCUCCCUGCGGUGCUCGCAGGAUGCGCGGGGCCGUCCCCGGGCUCAGCCUGACGCUGCUGGCGGCGGAGAGCGGCGCCCGGCUCUGUGCCAUCAUCCACUACCUUGUCCGUGGGCAGCUGGGCUGGUUCGGGCUGACCAUCGCCUGCCUGGUGCCCGGCUACGCCGCCCAGCUCCUCAGCAUCCUCUGGUUCCGGGCGGACGGACACGCACCCGGCUGCUGCCUCCUGGCGCUGCACCUCCUGCAGCUGGGCCUCUGGAAGCGGUACUGGGAUGUCGUGCGGGCGGCGGCGGAGACGGGCGGCGCUGCCGGGGAGGUGCUGGCUCAGCUCGGGGAUGUCUGUGUGCUGCGGCUCCUGGAGGCCCUGCUGCAGACCCUGCCUCACCUUCUGCUCCAGGCCUAUGUUGUGGUGGCCGUGGACCCAGCGGGCUUCAUCCCUGGUGUCAGCGCGGGGCUGUCCCUGCUGUCCCUGGCCUGGGCUCUGGUCUCCUACAGCCACUUCACCUGCCUGCUGAGGCCCGGGCACCUGAGCCCACCGGCUGCUGUCAUCCUGUGCCUGCUGCUCUGGAGGACAGGGAUGCUGGGGACCCGCGUCCUGGCCCUGGUGCUCUUUGCCAGGCUCUAUUCCUUCUGGGUUUUCGCUGUGGCAGGGGCCCACUGGCUGCUCAUGUCCUUCUGGCUGGGGGCCCAGCAGACGGAUAUCGUGGCCCAGCCGUGCCGCUGGAGGCUCUUCAACUGCCUGCUGGGGGCUGUGUACAUCUUCUGCUACAUCAAUGUCUGGCCCGGCCCCUCCAAGACCAGGGUGACCGUAUUUUAUGCAAUAAUGCUGAUGGAGAACACGCUCCUGCUGCUGUUGGGCACCCGGUUCCUGCAGGCAGAGCUGAGGAACAGUCUGACAGUGACUGGGGCUGUCAUGUCAGGGUCUGUAAUAGGUGCCACAGCGCUGGUGAUUUACUACAGCCUGCUCCAUCCCAAGUCCACAGAGAUCUGGCAGGGAUUCCUGGAGACAACCUGCGGUGCUGCAGCAGCUGGGGAUGAGGAGGUGUCUGGGGAGAGCUCCCAAGCUGGGCAGAGUUCAGGGACUUUGGGAGAUGAGGAGUCCUUGCCAGUGGAAGGGACCAAGACAGAGCCCAAAAAUGAGACCAGCUCAUCGCUGCUGCAGUCCAAAGGGUGUUUGGAGGACAGCUGGACUGACCAUCACCAUUGGCUGCUGGUGAAGCUGGCCUUGAAGACGGGAGAUCUGUCCAUGAUCAACGCAGCCUUUGGAGAUGGUGGCGUGGGAGAGGCUUUUCCUGGAGGAUGGAUGAUGGAGAAAGCCCCUGGUGUUGAGCCUGGGGCAGACUUUUCCCUCCCCAUGAGGGACAUCCAUCCCUCUGGACUGGCAGUGGGGAAUGGAGGAGGCCUCAAACCCAGUGCUGGUGCUCUGGAGAUGGCACAGGAGGAUGGAGCAGGGCAGGAGCCUGAUUUUCCCCCGUCCACGUCCCAUCCCAGUGGCUUCUCCCCGGAUUCAACCGAGAGCUCCUCUGUGUAUUUCAGUGCAAGUGCAGGAGGCAUCAUCUCACCUGGGGCAGGGACAGCCACAGCCACAAGCAUGUCCCUGGUGCAAAGGGACAGCGAGGGCUGCCUGGGAGAAGGAGGAGGAGGAAGAGGAGGGGAUUUAUCCCUUGGGAUGGCCAGCAUCAGCCCAAUCCUGGGUGCUUGUGCCCACAGGUGUCUGCAGAGAAGCUCUUCCUUUGGCAACACAGGCAGCUGUGGGGUGGCAGGUCCCCCCAAAGAGGGCUCAGAGCCCUCAGGGACAGAGGGUGCCCUUGUGGGGUCCCAUCACCUUUGGGACACCCACCCUUGUGGCCCGCCGGGGACUGUGCCGAGGAGCAAGCUGAGGUCACCGUGCUUCACCUCCACCCCUAAGGCCUGCUCUAAGUGCCCCCAGUGAGGACUGGGGGAGCCAGGAGAGGGGACAGACCUGUCUGGGUUACCAGAGUGACUCUGUAAAUGGCUGCACUGUCACCUUGGGUCAGCCUUGGGGUGACUGUCUCAUCAACAGGGUGUGGCAGGAGGUGGUGGGACAAAGACUGUCCCCACAGUGCCCUUGCCAUGGGGCAGAUGUGCUCCUCCAUCUCUGAGACAUCACCUUCCCUCACAGUACAUCUUCUACUGGCAGUCUUGAGAACUUCAAAAGCCUUAAAAGGCCCUAAAAGUCCAGGGCUGGUUAUUUAUUGAGCUUAUUUAUGUCACAGGCCUGCCAGGGAGGCAGAGCCCUCUGCCUUUGGUGUGUUUGUGACAACGACUCGAAAUGUGUCCUUUAACCAGUGCCUGCACAAGCUGCUGGCCUGUCCCAGUGUGGAGAUCUGGUUACUGACUCCAGGGGCUGCAGUGCUGGCCAAAGCAGUUUCCUCAGGACAAAUAAGUGCCUAAAUCAGAAAAAUGAUGGGGUUUACUCUCAGAUGUCCUUCCUUUGGGGCAGAGUAAGGCCUCAAGUAAGGCUCAGCAUUGCUUGAUUUUUUUCCCCCACCAGGUUUAUCUUGAGGCCUUUACCAACUCCAUUUUUGGGGGUUAUAUAGGAUUGCAGAUCCUCUUCCUGCAGACCAGAACCUCAGAACCUGGAAUGACAGCCAAAAGCCAUGUCCUGCUGCUUGCCCACUGUCCUGCUUCCCAAAGUGGUCUUUUCUCUCCAGCUUCCUCCUUGUCCUCCUCCAGCUACAGAGCACAGGACCCAGAAUUAUUUGGGUUGGAAGGGACCUUAAAGCUCAUCCAGUUCCAACCUCUGCCACAGGCAGGGACACCUUCCACUAGACCAGGUUACCAGGUUAUAGUCCACAUUUAUCUGGAUGCUCCCUCCUAAAUUUAGCCUCAGGUCAUAUCUCAAACCAGUUCUACUGCCACCAUAAAACCCCUGGUGCAGGCAGGGUUUAUUUGUGUCAGGAAUUAAAACCAUCAACACCACGGUCUCAGAAAUAGCCAGUGCUUCCCACCAAGCUGCCUGGGCAUGGAUUUGUGCCCAGGGCACAGGUUUGUGCCCAGGACAUGGUGUGACAUGUUAAUUGAGCUGUGAUCAGCUGGAUUCACCACCAAGCUCCUGAGUGCCAGCUGGAGCACAUCUGGCUGUGCUCUCCAGCUGUUGCCCCACCGUGGGCAGGACUCUGGUGCUGCCACAGGGCAGGAAAGGCAGCAGGAAGGGCACAGGCAUGUGAUUAAAUAUUAAAAAAAGCUUUCAUGGUGCAUCCACUGCUCAGGGCUGACCCAGCCAGAUGUUCCCUCAGGGCACAGAAAACCCAGUUGGUGCUGAGCAUGGAGUGAAGCCACAUUCCAAGGGGAUGAAGGCUCCCUGUCUCCAUCUGGACCCCAGCCCCCAGUGCUGUGGCAGUGCUCUGCAGGCAGGAGUAGUUCCAGUGGCUUUUCCAGAGCCCUUCUCACUGUGUGGAUCACACAGAAGGCAGCGGUGCUGCCGGGCCGUUAACAGGAAUUUUUAUCUAGCUUGUUUUUCUACUUUUGAUAAUAUAUGAUUAUGCUUGAAAACACCCCAAACCAGCCUUUGCUGUGUCUGUGUCUCGUGUUGGGGGAGAAAAUAAGUGUGGAGGGAUCUCUCUUCCUGCUCUUGGCUGUUGCAGCCCCAGGAUGAGCUGCCUGUCAGGAUUUCCAGUGGGAGGGUGAGGAAGGGACCUGGGCAACAGGAUCUGAGUAAAUGGCAUGAAAAUAUGUCAGGGAAGGUUAAGGAUGGGUGUAGAAAAAUAUUCAGCCAGCAUGAAACUGUCCCACAGGCCAGUCAGAAAAGAAACAGACAAUUUUGAGAAAGUAAAGAAUACUUUUGUGCACGGGAUCAGGUGUAAACGUGGACUUUGAUUCUCACAGCACAUCCACAGUGCAAAGGUGCACCGUGAGCUGAUAGCUCUGACCUCGGAUGAGGUGGUUGUGGAAAUCCUGGAUAGAUCAAGGAAUGGCAGAAGAGGAGGGGAGAAUCUGGGGACAGAGGGUGCACAAGGACUGGGGUAGGGAUGAUGGUGUUUGUGUGAGGGCUGUGUUCCCAUGGCUUUGCUCCCUGAGGAUGAGAGUUGGUCACUGGUGAGUCAUGCUCCCCUUCACCUUCUCCUUGGGAGCAAUUAGGUGGGAUAAUAUGGAUUGUCUGUCCUUAAAGGCUUCCAGCCUGUGUGAGAGCCCUGUGGCACCUAUGUCCUGCGUGCUUGUACAGUCCCAGCACCGAGUCACAGAUCACCUGUAUUUAAGUAGAGAAUCCCAAAAUGGGUUGGGUUGGAAGGGACCUUAAAGAUCCUCUCAUUCUAAUCCCCUGCCAUGGGCAGGGACACCUUCCACCAUUCCAGGUUGCUCCAAGCCCCAUCCAACCUGGCCUGGGACAUUUCCAGCAAUGGGACAACCACAGCUUCUCUGGGCACCCUGUGCCAGGGCCUCCCCACCCUCACAGGGAAGGAUUUCUACCCUACAUCCCAUCUAAACCUAUUCUUUAGUGAAUUCUAAAGCCCUGUUUGAAGUAGGAGGACUCCAGAAGCAAAUCACAGCU
Prinia subflava (tawny-flanked prinia) is the source of this 5951-nucleotide messenger RNA. RefSeq names its product XK related 5 (gene XKR5). Gene Ontology annotation, cellular component: plasma membrane. The record is from RefSeq and is a predicted model, not a curated record. NCBI's taxonomy places the organism in Eukaryota, Metazoa, Chordata, Aves, Passeriformes, Cisticolidae. Gene Ontology annotation, biological process: phosphatidylserine exposure on apoptotic cell surface; apoptotic process involved in development; engulfment of apoptotic cell. The coding region runs from base 1296 to 3371 and encodes 691 amino acids. The transcript has 7 exons.